AUGGAUGACGGCCACAAGUUUGACGACAACAUGGUCGAGCUCGCGCUCAUCAACUCGAUGAUGCCGGCCGGCGGCAUCCUCGUGAUUGACGACACGCUGAUGCCGUCGGUCGCCGCGACCAUCUCGUACAUCGAGGCGCGCGUCGUCGAGAGUGCGCGUUCCCCGCCCUCGAUACCCUCAUUUCGCGGUGCCGCACUCCAGGCGAACCUGCCCUACGAGCGCAUCACCAUCAACGAGCGUUUUGUCGCCUUUGUCAAGCAUAGGAAGGACGUGCGCGCCUGGAAUCACUACGGCCCGUUCGACGCCUCGUUCAACCGCUCGGACGGGGCGGGGCGGAAGCACAUUGCAUCGUCCCUUGGCGUGGCGCACAGGGGCUUGCGAGGCGCGGCGGUCUGA
Messenger RNA from Emiliania huxleyi CCMP1516, 396 nucleotides. RefSeq lists its product as hypothetical. Bases 1 to 396 code for a protein of 131 amino acids. NCBI's taxonomy places the organism in Eukaryota, Haptophyta, Isochrysidales, Noelaerhabdaceae. The transcript has a single exon. The record is from RefSeq and is a predicted model, not a curated record.